CUAAAUAUCCUGAAUGUAAAUGUAAAUGUCAUGAUGCAUUCUGGUAUUCAAGACCUAUUUGAAUAGACCCUUUUCACAGUAGGAUGAACACAGGUGCAGCUUCCAUUAAUUAUGGGUCUAUUGAUUUAGAUUUAGCGCACCAGCAUAGACACAAGUCAGGUAAAUAUGCUUAAACCCUGCAGGUGCUGCUACAGACAAAGUUAAAGAUGACGUUUAAAAUACAGGAACAGGAAGUGAAUUUACCCUACUAUUGAAGAUCUGUGAAAUGUUCAGAACAGGUGCAUUGCAUUGGGAGUUUAUUGACAUAUUGAGGAUUCAUCCUUUUUUUAAGUGUGGAAGCAGUUGUUAUUACAAACGAAUGCAUGCUCGUAAACAACACCAGCCCAACGAAACCACGACGCGCAUGUGUCCAUAUUUGGAAUGGAUGAGGCGCACGCAGCACUGCCGCUUUAAGUGGCGCACCUCCCCGUCUGGGAACCUCGGGUGAGUAGUAUCACCGCAAGACGCGCGGAGAGAGGCUCACAACCAGACCCGGGCGUCCGGUUCAGCAGAAACAGGGGAACACAGCCAACAAGCCACACAUAACCUAUCGCGGAUCUUAGAAGAGAUGGAAUUGAGAGAGGAGACGGAAUAAUCGCAGCAACAGGACUUUCGUUGCGGUAAUUUAACUCGGAUGAGGAGGAGCCAAGUCAACAGGUGCCUUGUUGAGAAGCACCGGGCUCAGGGAUAACGAAAGUCGGGCGUGACGGUGUGUUGACACGGCAAUAUGGCGACCGGGUUACUUGUUAAUUCAAAUGUUAACAGUGUUUGUUUAUUUAUUUAGGGAAACACUACUACGUACUGGGACAUUUGGAGGUAAACCCAACUUUACUUGCACGACUUGCCUGCUCAUGGAUUACUGGCACCUCAGCUCGCUGGAGACGUGGUGAACUAUGCCUGGAGCACGUCCCCUUCUCUCCGGCGCACACCUGACCUCCACCCAGAUCAGGUGGCUCUGGUGACGCUCUUCCCCGCACCACCAACGCUUAUUUUUUAAUUUAAAUUAUUCAUUUUUUUCAAGUCUUAUGGGGAACCAGGUGGAAAAACUGACACACUUAACCUACGACGAAGUCCCAACCUCGGACCCCAACGGGCUGGACCCCGCCGGGGGGGACGAGGUGGGACCGCGGAUCGGGGUGUCCUACAUCUUCUCCGCCGACGACGACGACCACGAGGACCCCCUGGAUGUACCGAACACCAGCCGGCCUCCCAGCCAGGAGGACCCGCCGUUCAACCCCCACAACGAGCUGGCGUGCUCGGUGCACUACCGUGAUGAGUGUGUGUACCAGAGGAACACAACGGAGACCAACAACACAACCACACACUCGCCUGAAAGCCUGUUGAACAAGUGCAGACCGGGGGACCUGUUGGAGUUCGUCUCCGCCGGCCAGUACCCACACUGGGCGGUGUACGUCGGCGACUUCCGGGUGGUUCACCUGCACCGCGCGGAGGUCAAGGACAGCUUCCUAACGGACGCGAGCCAGGGCAGGCCGGGCCGCAUAGUGAACGACCUGUAUCGGUACCGCGCGCUGCCGCUCGAGGUGGUGCUGAGGAACGCGCGGGAUCAUGUGGGGGCGCGGGACCGGGAGCUGUGCUGGCGCAACGCAGAGUGCUUCGCCGCGUGGUGCCGCUACGGGAAGCGCGAGUUCAAAAUGGGUGGGGAGAUCCGCAUCGGGAAACAGCCGUACAGGUUGACGUUGAUGUUCUCCCCGAAGGACCGACACGUGCUGGAGUUUCAGAGCCUGGAGGACGUGAUCAUGGAGAAGAGGAGGAACGAUCAGAUCGGGAAGGAGGCGGUGGUGCAGGAGCUGGCUGGACACCUUAAUGCCACAAACGAGAUCAAGGAUGAUCGUUUUGAUUGAUUGGUGGGUCGUUGGCCGGGCAAAAGUGAUGCUAAGUGCAGUGAUGGACGGUGGAGUAUUUGAUGAGAUGACAUUUUAGUUUAGGGAGUCGUUGUGUCCACAGGACACCUGUGGACACUUUCUUUUGAGAAUGACCCCGGGAGAGUGUCGAUUUUAUGAGGUCUUGAUGGGGUCUUAGGCAAUCAAACUCAGGAAUCGGAGACCCGAAUGUCCAGAUUAAGACAAUGAGUACUGUGUAUGGAUUUAAAAAAAAACUUUUUGUGUGGCUUUAUUCAAAACAAGGACGAUAAUCCACUCAGAUUUUUAUCCUAUGGAUACAGUUCACAACCACAGGGUGGGUGGACGUUAAUCAAUUUGUGUUGUUUAAUCAUUUCUGAAGAAAAUAUACUUUGUAUGAUAGUAUAACGGGAAUAAAUAUAUAUAUUUUAAAUAAGA
Gadus macrocephalus (Pacific cod) is the source of this 2336-nucleotide messenger RNA. RefSeq names its product protein LRATD2-like. NCBI's taxonomy places the organism in Eukaryota, Metazoa, Chordata, Actinopteri, Gadiformes, Gadidae. The coding region runs from base 1065 to 1901 and encodes 278 amino acids. The transcript has a single exon. The record is from RefSeq and is a predicted model, not a curated record.